UGCCUUGAGCUUAUGUUUCCGGAGGACAGUAUGGGAAGGAGGGUGACAACUUCCGUUUCUGGGUUCACUCAUCUGUCACAUUACAUCAACCUCCCUUAAAUUUAUUUAUUUUGUUGUUCUUGUUUUUAACAUACAAUUUGAGUUUAUUGUAAAAACUAUUAAUAGAGCACUGCAGUGAAACUGCUCGAGCGUGAGAUGAAAUGACAACGUCAACACUGCAGAAAGCGAUUGAGCUGGUCACUAAAGCCACAGAGGAGGACAAGGCCAAGAACUACGAGGAGGCGCUGAGACUCUACCAGCACGCUGUGGAGUACUUCCUGCACGCCAUCAAAUAUGAAGCGCACAGUGACAAGGCGAAGGAAAGCAUCCGUGGGAAGUGUGUGCAGUAUCUGGACAGAGCCGAGAAACUCAAGGACUACCUGAAGAACAAGGACAAACAGGGCAAGAAACCAGUGAAGGAAGCACAGAGCAAUGACAAGAGUGACAGUGAUAGUGAGGGAGAAAAUCCUGAAAAAAAGAAGCUCCAGGAGCAUCUGAUGGGGGCGAUUGUGAUGGAGAAGCCCAAUGUGAGGUGGAGUGAUGUGGCCGGACUGGAGGGGGCAAAAGAAGCCCUGAAAGAGGCGGUCAUUCUGCCCAUCAAAUUCCCUCACCUGUUCACAGGCAAGCGGACUCCAUGGAGGGGCAUCCUUCUGUUCGGGCCCCCCGGCACAGGAAAGUCUUAUCUGGCCAAAGCUGUGGCCACCGAGGCCAAUAACUCCACCUUCUUCUCCGUGUCGUCCUCAGACCUGGUGUCGAAGUGGCUGGGCGAGAGUGAGAAACUGGUGAAGAAUCUGUUCGAUCUGGCUCGCCAGCACAAGCCCUCCAUCAUCUUCAUAGACGAGGUGGACUCUCUGUGUGGAUCCAGAAACGAGAACGAGAGCGAAGCCGCCCGCAGGAUCAAGACCGAGUUCCUGGUCCAGAUGCAGGGUGUUGGGAAUAACAACGAUGGGGUAUUAGUGCUCGGUGCUACUAACAUUCCUUGGGUGCUCGACGCUGCUAUUCGCAGAAGGUUUGAGAAGCGCAUCUACAUCCCGCUCCCCGAGGAGCCGGCCAGAGCGGCCAUGUUUCGCUUACACCUGGGAAACACGCCUCACAGCCUGAGCGAGGCAGACCUGCGUCAGCUGGCCCACAAGACAGACGGAUACUCCGGAGCCGAUAUCAGCAUCAUCGUGCGAGACGCUCUCAUGCAGCCUGUGAGGAAAGUGCAGUCCGCUACACACUUCAAAAAGGUGCGAGGCCCGUCUCGCAGUAACAGCUCUGUGAUGGUGGAUGACCUCCUGACCCCGUGCUCCCCCGGUGACCCUGAAGCCAUAGAGAUGACCUGGAUGGAUGUCCCUGGGGACAAGCUGCUGGAGCCCAUCGUGUGCAUGUCUGACAUGCUGCGCUCUCUGGCGACCACACGCCCCACAGUCAACACUGAAGACCUGCUGAAGGUGAAGAAGUUCACAGAGGAUUUUGGACAGGAGGGCUAAACACACCACGGCAGGACUCUGAGCUCUAAACGAACCUAACCGCCCAACACUACACCCCUCACAGUCAGCAGAUGGGACCGAGCAUGGAGCUUGCUGUGAAGUGGUGUUUACGUAAUCAAGUUUGUUGAAGUAUUCAUUUUAUAAAGAUUUUGUCCGUCUGCCCUUUAUUCUGAACCGUCUACCAACAUUACAGCUCUCGCCGAUGGGUAUUUAUGUUAAUUUAUUCUGUUUUUGGAUGGUUUUGAGUGCCGACCUGUUUGAGCUUCAUCAGUAUGUUCUGUGUCCAGCUUACUAUUACAGCACUUUACUGUCUAAACAUUGUCUGGGUGAAUCUCUCAAAGACACGGCCGGGUCACGUUAAACCUCACAAUUAAACAGAAACCAAGUCUGUUUUACAUCUAUUCCGACAGUAAUGUUUUACAGUAUUUUCAGAGUCCGGGCUGAAAUGUGACCUGGCAGUGUAUCUGACAGACUCACCAUCAGCUGAUCAAGCAGAAGUGUGUUACAGCUGUCAUUCAUCUUGAAGGAUAACAUUAACCUGAUCUGAUAAAAAAAAACAAGUUUGUGCAUUGUUUGUGUGUAUUUACUUCAGUCUAUCCACGCUGCUUAAAAUGGAGAAACCUGCCUUCUGACAGUAGCUCUGUAACAUUACAGCAAAGGAUCAUUUUCUAUGAACAUGCUGUGUAUGUUUCCAGAAAAAAGCAGACUAUUCAUUUGAGAAGUUGAAUGCAUAAUGCUGUGCAGAAAAUGUGCAAGAAUUAAACACUAUGUACCUAUCCA
This is a messenger RNA of Carassius gibelio (silver crucian carp), 2291 nucleotides long. Its product is annotated as vacuolar protein sorting-associated protein 4A. The coding region runs from base 201 to 1511 and encodes 436 amino acids. Gene Ontology annotation, biological process: endosomal transport; vacuole organization. Gene Ontology annotation, molecular function: ATP binding; ATP hydrolysis activity. Lineage: Eukaryota; Metazoa; Chordata; Actinopteri; Cypriniformes; Cyprinidae. The transcript has 11 exons. The record is from RefSeq and is a predicted model, not a curated record.